This is a messenger RNA of Pezoporus occidentalis (night parrot), 1591 nucleotides long. RefSeq names its product isthmin 1 (gene ISM1). Gene Ontology annotation, biological process: negative regulation of angiogenesis. Lineage: Eukaryota; Metazoa; Chordata; Aves; Psittaciformes; Psittacidae. The coding region runs from base 55 to 1446 and encodes 463 amino acids. The record is from RefSeq and is a predicted model, not a curated record. The transcript has 6 exons.
CCUCCUCCACGGCCGCCGCCGCCGCGGGGCCCUAAAGCCGCCCGGCUCAAGAGGAUGGUGCGGCUGGCGGCCGAGCUGCUGCUGCUGCUGGGGCUCCUCCUGCUCACCCUGCACAUCACCGUGCUGCGCGGCGGCGGCGGCGGCGACCCCCACGGGCCCCCGGGCGCCGGCAACCACAGCCAGCGGCAGAACACACUCACUGCAGAUGACCAUUCUCCUGAAGACAGCUUCACCCUGAACCCUGAGGACAGAAGAGAAUACCCCGAUCUCCAGGCUGCCCACCGGCCAUUCCCCAAGCAGCGCUUCAGGCAGGAGAACGGGCAUACAUCCUUGCAAAGAGAUGGACCCAGAUCUUUCCUCCUGGAUCUCCCAAACUUCCCCGACCUGUCAAAAGCAGAUAUCAAUGGGCAGAAUCCAAACAUUCAGGUUACCAUUGAAGUGGUGGAUGGCCCUGACACCGAGACGGACAAGGAUCUGCAGAAAGAGAGCAGCAAGCCUAGCUGGCCAGUCCCAUCGCCUGAAUGGAGAAACUGGUGGCAAAGGUCCUCCACCUUGACUCGCAUGAGCAGCGGUGACCAGGACUACAAGUACGACAGCACUACUGAGGACAGCAACUUCCUAAACCCUCUCGGUGGGUGGGAUAGUCAUGCACCCAGUCACCGGACAUUUGAGUCCAAGGAGCAGCCAGAGUAUGAUUACAUGGACGGCAAGGGAGACUGGAGCCCGUGGUCCCUCUGCAGCGUCACCUGCGGCAGCGGCAACCAGAAGAGGACGAGGUCCUGUGGGUACGCCUGCACGGCCACCGAGUCACGGACCUGCGACCGGCCCAACUGCCCAGGGAUUGAAGAUACCUUCCGCACAGCUGCCACAGAAGUGAGCUUACUUGCAGGAAGUGAAGACUUCAAUGCUACCAAGCUGUUUGAAGUUGAUACUGAUAGCUGCGAAAGAUGGAUGAGCUGCAAAAGCGAGUUCUUGAAGAAAUACAUGCACAAAGUGGUCAAUGAUCUUCCCAGCUGCCCAUGCUCCUACCCCAGAGAAGUUGCAUACAGCACUGCUGAAAUCUAUGAUCGACUGAAGAGGAAAAACUUCCGCUGGAAAGAUGCGAGUGGUCCAAAGGAAAAACUGGAGAUCUAUAAACCCACUGCACGGUACUGCAUCCGCUCCAUGCUCUCUUUGGAAAGCACAACGCUUGCAGCACAGCACUGCUGCUACGAUGAUAAUAUGCAGCUGAUUACCAGAGGGAAAGGGGCAGGCACACCGAACCUGAUCAGCAUUGAAUUCUCCGCAGAACUCCAUUACAAAGUGGACAUUCUGCCUUGGAUUAUAUGCAAAGGUGACUGGAGCCGAUACAAUGAAGCGCGGCCUCCAAACAAUGGGCAGAAGUGCACAGAAAACCCUUCAGAUGAAGACUACUACAAGCAAUUUCAAGAAGCAAGGGAAUACUGAGAUGUUCCUCCUCUUGAGACACAAAAUAGCAUUCGUUUCCUGGAUGCCAAAGAACUGAUAACGGCUGCUGCAUUGUCUCCUUGACAGGGGUUGAUCAGUUUCUUUCUAAUGAAUGUAUAUAGUUGUAAUAUAAUACAUAAGUAUU